UUUGUUAGUUUUUACAAUUAAUGUCUUCGUAUUAAAAACUACUUUAACAGAAAAUGUUAUCUAUAUAUGCGGUGGUUAUGAUAGUACGUCAAUAGUAGACACUUGUUAUAGUUAUGACAAACAAUUAAAAGUUUGGAAAACAAUGCGAUAUAUGACUACAAAACGGGAAGAUUUUGGUUUGGUUUCAAACGAUUCAAAAUUAUAUGCAAUCGGCGGCUAUAAUGGCCAAAUAACCAAUAGUGUUGAAGCAUACGAUAUAAAAACAAAUACAUGGAAAUUAGUUUCAUCAAUGAACUUACUUAGAUAUAAAUUUGAUGCAGUUUUAGCUAAUAAUCAUAUUUAUGUUUGCGGUGGAUAUAAUGGUGAAAUAUUAAAAUCAUGCGAAUAUUAUUCCGAUAUAAGCAAUAAAUGGUAUUUUACAAAACCAAUGACCAUUGAAAGGGAUAGUCUGGCACUGGUAUCGCACGACGGGCUUAUCUAUGCAAUGGGUGGCUAUAAUGAAAAUGGAUAUUUAAAUUCAAUGGAAAUGUUCGAUACGACAACUGUUCAUUGGACAUUCAAAGCAAAUAUGACAUCAACAAGAGGAAAUUUUGGUUCAGCAUCAUUUAUGGGCAAAAUAUAUAUAUGAGGCGGUGAGGGUACUAUCAAUUGAAAAUCAUGCGAAACAUAUGAUUCCAAAACCGAUAAAUGGACACCAAUU
Messenger RNA from Oppia nitens, 700 nucleotides. Its product is annotated as kelch-like protein 18. The record is from RefSeq and is a predicted model, not a curated record. The transcript is spliced from 6 exons. NCBI's taxonomy places the organism in Eukaryota, Metazoa, Arthropoda, Arachnida, Sarcoptiformes, Oppiidae. Gene Ontology annotation, molecular function: protein binding. The coding region runs from base 143 to 628 and encodes 161 amino acids.